AUGAAACCGAGAAUUAAGAUCUUUUCCUCACAGGUAAGAGCAAUAAAUUAAAAAAUAAUAAUAAAAUUAGUCAACCUUAAGAGAAAACAGAAAAUCAAAUGUCUUAUUUUCCUAUUUAAUUUAGAUGUANGAUUAUUGAAUACAGUAAUGUAUUUACAAUCUUUAAAAAUUGUUCAUAGAGACAUAAAGCCAGAGAAUAUUAUCAUAUAAAAAGAUAAUUCUAUUAAAGUUAUAGAUUUUGGUUUUGCAGCAAAUCUAAAAUUUGGUACAGUUAGUAGUGUUUGUGGAACUCCUGGAUAUUAUGCUCCUGAAGUAUUGAGAUCAAAAGAAUCAAGUUAUAAUUCAGAUAUGUUUAGUGUUGGAGUUGUUUUAUUUAAUUUGUAUAGAAUUCUUAAUUUAUUCUUAGAAUAACCAAUCAACCUCUAUUAAAAUCUAAAAUGUAGAAUGUAUAACAAUUUGUACCUGAUUAAGAUGCAGCAGAUCUACUUAAAAAGAUGUUAGAAGUUGAUCCUACUAAAAGAAUUAAUGCUCAAUAAGCUCUAGAACACCCAUUUUUCAAAGAUAAAAUUAAAAAAACGAAUUAUGAUAAAUAAGAUAGUUAAUUUCCAUUAGAAAAUCACAUUUUACAAUAAUAAGAGUAGUUAAAUAUUUAAUCAUAUCUCCAUUAAAAAUGUAAUAUAAGUUUAGAUGCUAAGAUUAUCAAGUCUCUUAGAACUACAAAUCUUAUUGACUAAUGA
This is a messenger RNA of Paramecium sonneborni, 737 nucleotides long. Lineage: Eukaryota; Ciliophora; Oligohymenophorea; Peniculida; Parameciidae. The record is from the annotation of a GenBank genome assembly.